Messenger RNA from Oryzias latipes (Japanese medaka), 3060 nucleotides. It is a transcript of the gene tril, whose product is annotated as TLR4 interactor with leucine-rich repeats. NCBI's taxonomy places the organism in Eukaryota, Metazoa, Chordata, Actinopteri, Beloniformes, Adrianichthyidae. The record is from RefSeq and is a predicted model, not a curated record. Gene Ontology annotation, cellular component: extracellular matrix. Gene Ontology annotation, molecular function: protein binding.
GUGCACGCGCGUGUGACCGUGCUCUAAUGCGCAACAGAUGCGCAUUUGGAGAGAUGGAGGACUUCGCACACACAACAUCCGCGGAGGAAUAAUUAAAUUUUCUGUGAGCUGCUGCUUGGUGAUGGAACAAUGCAGGUGAAGCCUCUCGCCGACCGUCAUGGAAGCGUAAUGAUAUGGAGGAAUCUGCGUCCAGCAUGACAGAGGAGAAGGGCGACUGCACCUGAACAGCAGAAGCAACUGCUGUGAUCUCCUUGGGAAUGGAUACUAACGCUUUCCUGGUGUGUUUUUGCUUCUUCCUGCUGUCGCCGAAUGUGUUUUCAUCUUCACUGGCGAUGAACUUCUGUCUGGAGCGCUGUGAAUGCCAGCCUCCACAGCGCGCCAUGUGCGCAAACCGAGGGCUGCGCACUGUGCCACAACCCGCAGCAGAGGCGUCUAACUACACACUGUCCUUAAACCUCGGAGGAAACUUCAUCACCAACAUCUCUGCCCUUGAUUUCACGCGGUACAAUAACCUUAUAAGGCUAAAUUUACAGUACAACCAGGUGGCAACGGUUCAUCCAAACGCUUUUGAGAAACUGACCAGGUUGGAGGAGCUUUAUCUGGGACACAAUCUCUUAUCAGCUCUACCAGUUGGGACUUUACAGCCCCUGAAGAAAUUAACCGUUCUCUAUGGAAACAAUAAUGCCAUCAAGAAAAUCACCCCUAACCUGUUCACCCACUUGCACAAUCUGGUUAAAUUGCGUCUGGAUGGUAACUUCCUAGAAGUCCUUCAGGACUCUGUUUUUGAAAGUUUGACGAGUCUCCAUUUUUUGCAUCUGGAGCACAACAAAGUGCAGCACAUCCACAGAAAGGCUUUCUCCAAACUGACCAGCCUUCGCUAUCUAAACCUGGCCCACAACAAGCAGUCAGGCUUGCCUACCCUUACUUUCUCCCACCUCAGAGCUCUCACCACAUUGCUGCUGUCUGAAAAUGAAAUCCAAUACAUUGGAAACCAUGUCUUCCAAAACCUGCAAAAGCUAUCUAAGCUUUCCCUUAGCAACAACCGAAUCUCUCAGAUGGACAGCGAAGCCUUGAAGGGGCUGUUGAGCCUCAGGGAGCUUCUGAUUGAUGGCAACGACUUGGCGGAAAUCCCUGCUGGUCUUCUGGACCCUUUGAAGCGCAUUGAGGAGCUAGACUUGAGCAGCAACAGGAUUUCCCACAUAGAUUCUUUGGCUUUUUCCAAACUAAAGCACUUAAAAGUGUUAAAGCUCAAGAACAAUUUCCUUACCAGUCUGUCUGGGGGCAAUUUUGCCCUCAACAAGGUACUUUUUGACUUGGAUCUCCAGGGCAACAACUGGACGUGUGACUGCCGUUUGAAUGAGCUGAAAAGAUGGAUGGCUGCUGUGCAAUCUCAGGGUAAACUUUUGACUGUUUUUCUGCAAUGUCGUUACCCGGCAACUCUGAGGGGGAAGUAUUUGGACUAUGUGAACAGCUCCCAGCUGCAGUCCCUCGGGAACCUGAGCCAUUUGUGCAAAAGUGAAGCUGGGCCAGAGGAGAGCCGGGGAGGAGGUGUCGUUUUGAAGAUGGAGGAAACAGGGAGAGGAGAUCUACAUGGAGCCAUGGUUGGAGAAUGGAGAGGAAGAGCAAAUAAAACAGAAGUUGGUGAAAGAGACAAUUGGAGACCAUGGAGAAGGGAAAGAGUGAUGAGGACAAGGGGGGAGGAGAAAAGGAAAAGAGAAAGAGGAGUCCAAGGAGACCAAAGCGGCAUUGAGAUGAUAGAAAACUCAUACGUGCUGAAAGGAAAGAAACCAAAAAACUCAAAACAUGGCACAGGAAGGCGUAAAUUGAAGGUUCCUUCCAAAUCUGAUCCAACAGCAGACCCUGGCCUCUUCACCAACUCCUCUGUCCCGUCAGGAGGAACCUUUGAUCUUCUAAGAUCAGAUCAGCAUGAAAUUGCAGAUCCAUGUGUGUUCAAUCACCAUUUCAUCUACAACGUUUCAGUGGCACAUAUAACCUCUAGUACUGUAACUGUCUUUUGGACCACCAGGGAUCAUCAUCACUCCGUACAAACACCCAGGACGAGCCGAGAAGUCCACUACCGUGUGAUGUUUGACAGAUUCGGCACCGCAGAUCGUUUCCCCCGCUAUGUUUAUACCCAAGGAACGGCUCGCUCUGUGACCCUUCGAGAGCUAAGCGCAGGAGUGACCUACAUGGUUUGUGUGGAAGGGGUGGUUGGAGGAUCGGUGUGCCAAGUCGCGCCCCGGGACCACUGUGCUGGACUGGUCACUCUUUCUGAGGGGAUAAACCGGGGAGCCAUGCUGACGUCAGAUCUCCAGCUGGUGACACUCGCAACGCUUGCAGGAAAUGCUCUGCUGCUGCUGGUCAUCGGUGGGGUCUGGUUGGGCCGCUUCCUCAGGAAGAGGCUGCGGAGGAGGAAGUCUGCCGUCCACGUGCGCCACAUGUAUUCAACCAGGAGACCGUUUCGCCCAGCCAUGGCGACAGCAUCCGUUUCUGCUGACUUCACCACUUACCAGAGCAGCCGACCAGCACGGCUUUCUCCAAUCGAGGAGGGGGAUCUCAUUGAGUUUCCCUGCGACCGUUUUCUGGACAGCUGCAGUGUCCACAGAGGCAGCGACAUGCAGAGAUUCACCGACUGAAACAAUGAACUUUUGACUCAUGCAGCAGUGUCAUGUGACACGCACUAAUUUGAACACAAGAACCGAGCAGCUUCUUCAGCUGAGCUCAUGAUGGCCUUUUCAGACUGGCGAGGAAGUGCAAUUUCCCUGACGUCCCUUUCCUGCUUUGUCCCUUUCCUCUUUCAUUUCCUCCCACCUGCAGGUGUUUGAAAAACAAACAUUAGGACUGGAAGUGAGCAUAUUUCAAUGAUGUACCACGAAUUUCAACUACGGUGCUAAUACUGAAUUCACAGACAUCAUAUUGUUUCAUGGUUUUAAUAAAAAAGUAAUGAUGGCUGCUGAUUGGCAGAUAAAAGGAAUAUUUGUAACGCAUUAUGUUUUAUACUUUUGUAUGGAGUUUUGUAUCUUUUUGGAAACAAGUAAAAAUCCCCUUUAAUGUGAUCAA